AUGAGUGUUCUUCAACGUAUAUUUGGGAGUUCAAAGCAACAAAAAUCAAAUAAUAUAACAUCUGAAGAAGCUAUUCAACGUUUAUCCAGUGUUGAAGAUCUUCUUAAUAAAAAACAAGUACAUAUCGAAACACAAAUUGAAAAUGAAAAAGCAAAUGCAUUAAAAUAUUCCAAACAAGGAAAUAAACGUGCAGCUAUUUUGGCUUUGAAAAAGAAGAAGAAAUAUGAAAAUACAUUAAGACAAAUUGAUGGAACAUUAACAACAUUAGAAAUUCAACGUGAAUCUUUACAAAAUGCUUCGAGUAAUAUGGAAGUUUUUCAUGUUAUGAGAAAUGCAGCAGCUGCUUUAAAAAAAACACAUGAUAAUCUUGAUGUUGAUCAGGUUCAUGAUUUAAUGGAUGAUUUAUCUGAACAAAAUCAUAUUGGGGAAGAAAUUGCCAAUGCAAUAUCAUCACCAGCUUUAGGAGGAUCAGAUUUAUAUAAUGAUGCUGAUUUAGAACGAGAGUUAGAUGAAUUAGCGAACCUUGAUUUAAUAGAGGAAAUGACUAAUAUUGGAGCAUUACCAGAAGUACCAACAACAAAUAAAACGAAAGAAAAAAUUGAUCCAAUUCGACAACUUGAAGAUCCGACUUUUUGA
Adineta steineri is the source of this 636-nucleotide messenger RNA. Lineage: Eukaryota; Metazoa; Rotifera; Eurotatoria; Adinetida; Adinetidae. The record is from the annotation of a GenBank genome assembly.